Molecule: messenger RNA, 665 nt
Organism: Triticum dicoccoides
Lineage: Eukaryota; Viridiplantae; Streptophyta; Magnoliopsida; Poales; Poaceae
Exons: 4
Coding region: 33-665 (210 amino acids)
Source: RefSeq, a predicted model, not a curated record
CCUUGAUUAGUUUUGUAAGCUCUUCAUCAGCGAUGGAGUACUCGACGAAGCUAGUGGUGCUGCUCGUAGCUCUCAUGUCGGCCAUGGCGGUCACGGCCCAAAACUCGGAGCAGGACUUCGUGGACGCCCACAACGCGGCGCGCGCCGACGUGGGCCUUGGGGAGGUGACAUGGGACGCUACGGUGGCAGCCUUCGCGCAGGACUACGCGGAUCAGCGCCGCGGCGACUGCCAGCUGAUCCAUACUCCUGAUGGCCGGCCGUACGGGGAGAACCUCUACGGAGGCGGCGGGACCGAGUGGACGGCGACGGACGCCGUGAAUUCGUGGGUGUCGGAGAAGCAGUACUACGACCACGACAGCAACACCUGGUACCACCGAUCAGACAAUCCGUACGCAGAGAAAAGAUCAACCAUAGAUUUCUGGAGAGGACUAACCGACCUUGAAGGCGAUGAUGUUGUUGGGGCCGCUCUCGCGUGGGAGAGUAAGGAGGAGGAGCUGCGCCUGCCCCCUCCCACGAAGAAGAGGUUGGAGCCCCCUGCGGCUGCUUCUCCCCUACUUCAGAUCGAGGUCGCGCUCGACAGAUCGAGCUCCACCUGCCAUGGCGACGAGGAGAAGAAGGUUAUGAUGCUAAUAUUGGACAAGGAAGCACUGGUGCAGCUGCUGUAA